AUGAUGUUGAAAGUUGAUUUGGAAAAUAAAGUAAAUUUAGAAACUUCAGUGAAAAACAACACUAAUAGUAUUAAUAGUGUUUCAAAUACAAUCAGAAGAUCACUUUCUAAUAUAGGUUUUGAUAAUAAUAAAUCAGAGAACAUUAAUAACGAAAACAACGAAAACAACAAAUCAUCAUCUUUAAAUACCAAUUCUAUGUUAAAUAUUCCCAACAAUAAAUCACAACAUAAAUUGUCUAAAAAAAAGUCUGAUACAUUACCAUCUCUUAGGAUAAAACCUAAUCAAAGACCUAAAUCAGCACUUCCAUUUAACAAGAAUAAACCUUCUCAACUAAAUACAUUAAAUCUGUGCAUUGAUAAUACUUUAAAGAAUAGUCCAGCUGGUGAUCUAAUAUCACAUUCAAAAUCAAUACCAACAAUUGCAAGAUCUCCCUCUUCCCCAACUCUUCGCUCAGAAUUUUUGAGUAUUAAAGGAGAUAAUAAGGAUUUCUCAUACCAAAAUUCCACUUCGGAAUCACUGUCACAACCACCUUCAGAAUCGUCUUUGCAAUCACCUUCAAUUCUACCAUCGAUCACACUCACAGAUCAUCAUCAUCAUCCUUCAGUUUCAUCACAAUCAUCUCUUAAUUCCUCAUCUACAACAAGCUCAACCAUCAGUUCAUCAUCAUCACAACCUCCAUCUAGUACAUCCAUCACAUCAAAUGAUACUGAUGAAUAUAUACCUUUAGACAUUACAGCUUUUUUGGCUGCUCCACGUUUAACACAGCGUGUUAGAUUAAAAUCAGGAAGAGUUGUUAGUUUUUCUGAAGUUGGUGACAGGAAUGGAUUUCCAGUGUUUGUUUUUCUUGGGAUGGGAUGUGUAAGAUAUUUUAUUGCGUUUUUUGAUGAUUUAGCAUCUAGUUAUGGCUUGAGAUUGUUAUGUCCUGAUCGACCUGGGGUUGGACUUUCAGAUGACGUUAAAGAAAAUGAACAACAUGUGUUAAAAUGGCCAGAUGUUAUCGAAGAACUUUGUGAGAUUCUUGGUAUUGAUAAAUUUUUUAUAUUGGCACAUAGUGCUGGUGCACCACAUGCACUCGCAUGUGCUAUUAAAAUACCAGAAAGGCUUCAAGGAACUAUUUAUCUUGUUUGUCCAUGGGUCAGUACAACAAUAGCAAAUAAUUUCAAGUGGCUUAAAUAUGUACCCACACCUGUAAUGAAAUUUACAAACACAGCAGGCAUUUCCUUACAACAAAUGCUUCAUGGCAGACAGCCCUACUCAACUAAACCAUCACGCCAAAGGAAUUCGGGCGCUUUGGCAUUACCGAUUUCAAGUCUUGAGAGUAAACAACAAUUGGGAAUGGCGAUAUUGAAAGCGUCAUUUGCAGAAAAUUUAUCAGGAGCAAGCAAUGAUUUGUUGAUGUGUUUUGAAAGACGACACUCUUUUGGAUUCUCAUAUACAGAUAUCAAUCAUCCUGUGCAUGUAUUUCAUGGUACAAAAGAUGAUCGUAUUCCCGUGUCAGCAGUAAAAUGGAUGGAAAGUAACAUGCCAGAUUGUAAGUUAACUUUGAUAGAAGGCGGGAAACAUUCAUUACUUUUACGUGCUGAAAUAGUUGACACAAUAUUUAAAACUAUUGCCAUACAACUACACGAUAAGAAUGAAUGCAAGGCAUGUAAACUUUCUGUACUUUUAUACUGA
This is a messenger RNA of Entrophospora candida, 1674 nucleotides long. Lineage: Eukaryota; Fungi; Glomeromycota; Glomeromycetes; Entrophosporales; Entrophosporaceae. The record is from the annotation of a GenBank genome assembly.